CGCUGCUUGCGACAAGACCUGCCGCGCGUCAACAAUCGCACCCCCGCGCGCUGUCCCACGUGCCCUGCCGCCGCAGCGCUGUGUUACCUGAGUUCAGGCCGAGGUCUUCCCCCUCAUCCCUUGUACCAGGCUCCCAGUCAAUAAAAACCCACGUCAAGCCUCGUAGACCGCUUCAAAUUAGACGGUUUAGCCCGCGAGCGAGAGGAACCCACAUCAAGCCGGACCACCAUCCCUCCCUUCACUUCCUUUUGCUGCUUCAGGAAGAGACUAUAAAACUGAGGUUAGGAGACGAAACAGAGCCUGCCCCCAUCACUAAUCCAUCCUUACCAUCACUUUGUCUGACUGCCUGGCUACUCACUCCACCUGACCACGACUGCUGGGACACCGGACCUGCUCUCAGAGAUGGAAACUUCAGUCUGCAAACUUCUCCUGGCUCUCCUGGUCACCGUCACAGUAGCCGAGGCUAUGAACUACAUCGCGUUUCCGAGAAUGGGCAGAUCAGGUAAAAUAAGAGUUGUCAACAGAACGAGGAGUGGGCAACUAGAAAACAUUACAGCACCAGAGUUUUCAAAUAUCUCGGAAACUUCGCAAGGCUACAUUGCUUUCCCACGACUCGGCAGAGGGUAUCUAGCCUUCCCACGAUUGGGCAGAUCUCAGAGCGGAAAUGACGCCAACGACGAGGCCUCCGCCUCGUGCUGCCCCCUGGGUCUGAAGACUGAGUGGAUUCUAGCAGAAGCUGGCAAGGCCGACACACGCAACAUCUGUCCUGCUGAGGCGCCAUGCUGUGAGGAGCUGCAGGAGAUCCUCGACCAGCGGCCUGACGGAUCCUUCUACUCCAUGUGUGUACCCUCCUGCUACAGCGAUAGUCACAAGGCUAGCGAGGCGAGUGACGCUGUGCUGAGGAAGCUCAAGGGGAUGCUGUAGAGUACUGUUGCCCACUACUCUGCGCAGAGAACCGGAAGCAGGUUGUCUCCCUGUGCAGACGAUGUAAAGGCUUGUAAUUAAAAUGCGGACUGCGUUUGAAUGACAUUUCAUUGCCAGGGCUGAUUUGAAUUUCUCCGAAUAAAGCACUGAUCCGUCUUGUCCAUCAAUGGCUAAACACACUUAUUCUGUUAAUCACAAAGAGAAAAUCGUCAGUCAAAUCAUUCUCACACUACCUGCUUUAUUUAUUUUAUCUGUCUUUAACAUUAUUUACAGGACUCUUGUGGUUGUUUUGCAGGAAACAGACGAUAGUCAUUAAUGAUGCGUUUCUCUGUAGGAAAACAGCGUGGAUUACAUUGUUGCUUUCUAAGUAUCACUGAAAAAAAAAGCCCAAAUGAUCAAAAUGAUCGGAAAAUCUUUUUAUCGCUCAGGUGUUAUAUAUCAAAAUAAAGGAUUUUGAACUAGGUAGUGAAAUCAAAAGACGAGGUGAUGAAAGGAGCAAUAAAUCUUUAAACAUAAA
Pomacea canaliculata is the source of this 1441-nucleotide messenger RNA. RefSeq names its product small cardioactive peptides-like. The record is from RefSeq and is a predicted model, not a curated record. The coding region runs from base 403 to 924 and encodes 173 amino acids. NCBI's taxonomy places the organism in Eukaryota, Metazoa, Mollusca, Gastropoda, Architaenioglossa, Ampullariidae. The transcript has 5 exons.